Messenger RNA from Populus nigra (black poplar), 2447 nucleotides. RefSeq lists its product as uncharacterized. The transcript has 2 exons. NCBI's taxonomy places the organism in Eukaryota, Viridiplantae, Streptophyta, Magnoliopsida, Malpighiales, Salicaceae. The record is from RefSeq and is a predicted model, not a curated record. The coding region runs from base 814 to 1293 and encodes 159 amino acids.
CAUGUUGCUGCUUCUCUUAAGAGUUUCUUUUUUUUUUUUUUGGUAAAUGAUGAAAUAUUGGUUCAUUGCAUGAGAAAAUAGCACAAAUUGAGCUCUAUUUUGGGGGUUUUUUUCCUGAACCCAGAAGCAAAAACACAUGGAGGAGUUUUUGGGCUUUCGAAAUUGUAUAUAGAAUCUAACCCUCUAACCCCGUUACCCUGGUAUGAUUUGAAGGGUCUGUUUGGUUUCUGGGAUAAUUUUGAAAGGCACAAACUGUUGAUUAAGAAGAAUCUGAAGAGAGAAUAGAAAGAAUAGAGAUAAAAGAAGAAUAGCAGAUUAAGAAAGAACAGAGAGGAAGAGAAAAUAGAGAGGGAGAGAGAAUAGCAGAUAGUCUGCAAAAUUUAUCAAUUCUCAUUGUUACCUUCCAAGUCUCUUACAAUUCUCUUUAUAUACAAUGGAUUCCCAUUCUUUACGUCAACUAACUAAUCCUAGCUGAUUAAAACUACUAACUAACAGUUAUUAUAACCUCCUAACUAACAUUCCAAGUGUGAAUCCAUCAAUGCACUUGCUGCUGCUGCUGCUUCUUGUUGCACUCCUUCCAGCCUUCAUCAUAUCCUCUGGUUCAUAACAACACCCUCCCCAUCAAGAGAUUCUUGUCCUCGAGAAUUUAUAUUGAAAUCUGGAAACUGCCUUGAUAAUUCUUCUUGACCAUAGUUUGAUAGUAUUAAUUGGUUGGUAUUGAUAAUUGAUCUAUGUUUGUGCUUCAGAUAUUGAGCUAGUAUUUGAUAAGGUCUUUUGGAUGUUCUUUUUCGUGACUCUCUACAUGCUUGUGGGAUGCUACUCUUAGGACUGGAACUUGCUAACUUAAUAUUACUUUCACUUCUUUUUUCUUACCACUCCUCGCGGAAGAAGAUGCUCGAAGAAUUAGUUCUGACAAUGUCCUUGAAGAACGAGAUUCUCGUUAUGAUGCGUUGCUUAGUCAAAUGGUGGGCAGAAUUAAAUCUAAGCCCGGAGGAAAGCUUGAAACAGGCACCUGUGGUUGAAAGGUACGAUAGGCCCAUGCCAAAACUGAGAAACACAAAACUUGAUUCUGGCAGAUAUGAAGAAAGGCCUGGUGCUCCAGGAACUCUGAAUGUAGCACAGCUGCGCCAAAUAAUGCUCCUGUAUCAAGGGAAGGCUGAUGAUCAUGAAGGACCCAUGAACGCCCAGCAAGUUGCUGAGAAGUUUCGACUUGAAGUUGCACAAGUUCAGGGGGUCCUGCAGUUCUUAUCACUGCCGCCAGAGGAUAACAAUAAACAGAGAAGCAAUUGGUGAAAGAUUGUGGGCUUUUAGGAUACGCUGUUGAAUAAGAAAGCAGUCAAUGCCAGAAUUCCAUGUCCUUCGUUAUAGAGCUAAUCAGCAAGAUACAAAUAUACUGUUAGUUGACCGUUCUUGCGAACAGAAUUUUGGACAACAAUUUGUCCUGUUGAGUAUGUCAUCAGCAAAUUUUGUUGGUAAUCUGAUUCUGACCACUAAUUGACACUAUUUGCUUGUACAUAGAGUUGGGGAACUAUUCCCCUACUUGUUUCUUGCGCUGAUAUGUAAAAUGCCAGUCCUGUAUGUUUUAUCAACUCCGAGUUAUGCAAGGCUUUAGCAAACAGCAAGGUGACAAUGGAACUUCCCAGAAGACAUCCAGGACCUACAUGCAACUUGGGACUCCAUGAACUUCCAUCCAAACCCUUCCAUGGAUGACCAUUGCGUCUGCAAAGGCCACCCUUCAGGUGCUUUUACAAUUGAUUCUGCAUGGGAACUUCCCGCCAUUCUUUCAUACUCUGGCUUGCUUCUCUAGGUUGUCUGUGCACCAUGAAUAGGCUGCACAUGGCUCGAAUAGAAUGCGGUCUGCAUACGGAGACUCAUGAUCACUUAUUGUUCCGUUGCCACUACUCUAGCUCCUCAGUAUGGGGAACCAUCAACAACAAAGCUAACAUGCAAUGGCCUGCUAGCUCUUGGCAUCAUCUGCUUCUCUGAGCUUCAUCAACUUACCAAAAUAAGAAGAACAUCACCCACAUGAUUGCUCGCCUCCUUCCAUCCACCAUGGUCUUCUUCAUAUGGCAGGAAAGGAACAACAGAAUCUUCAGCAACUGCUACCAGCCCUCGCAGACAACUAGUGAGGAAAUCUACUAGCUUAUCAUAACUCACAUAACAAAUAUGGAGCACAAAUGCACCAUCCCAGCCCUGAUCUGAGAUGUUUGCAGCCUCCUAGAUCCUUAGAGUAAUGCUCCAAUGGCUGCAUUUCUUUCUUAGUUUUCUAGUUUGUAGUUUUCUUUUUUCUGUUUCCUUUUUAGAAUUGGCUAGGUAGUUUUGGAAUGUUGCGCAUUCCAGUCUCCUAGCCUAUUUUUAUUUUAGACUUCUCUCUCUUCUUUCUUUUUUUUUCCUUUUUGUACUGUUCCUAUGCCUGUUAUUUCAGUUAUUUUUUCUUCUUUGUUUCC